Fusarium vanettenii 77-13-4 is the source of this 990-nucleotide messenger RNA. RefSeq lists its product as uncharacterized. The record is from RefSeq and is a predicted model, not a curated record. NCBI's taxonomy places the organism in Eukaryota, Fungi, Ascomycota, Sordariomycetes, Hypocreales, Nectriaceae. The transcript is spliced from 10 exons. The coding region runs from base 1 to 990 and encodes 329 amino acids. Gene Ontology annotation, molecular function: methyltransferase activity.
AUGGCCGAACGCCCUCCCACGUCCGAUCCGACUCCAUUGGCAGAGGAAAGACCCGCAAACACCAAUGUCGAUGUUGACUCCGACAGCUACGACUCUGCGUUGGACGGGAUCUCCGCUUUUAGUGACACAGCAUCUCUUGCGUCGAGUAUCGUUAAGUACCGGGUUGAGAAUGGCCGGACUUAUCACGCCUACAAGGCUGGAUAUCAGCAACACCACCUAGCACUUCUCACGUUGAACGGUCAACUUUUUAUCUCACCGGUAGGGAAAGACAAGAAGAUGAAACGUGUUCUGGAUGUCGGAUGCGGCACUGGAAUCUGGUCAAUGGACUUUGCUGAUGAGCACCCUGAAUUCGAGGUCCUUGGUGUCGACCUCAGUCCUAUUCAGCCAACCUUUGUUCCGCCGAACGUCUCGUUUUUCGUCGACGAUAUCGAGGAAGAGUGGACCUACACCACUCCUUUUGACUUUAUCUACCUCCGUGCCAUGACAGGGUCGAUCCGUAACUGGCCCAAGUUCUUUAGUCAGGCCUAUCAGAAUCUCUCUCCUGGUGGGUUAAUCGAGCUCAUGAACCCUAUUUAUCCCGUGACCAGCGACGAUGAAACGGUAUCAAAAGACUCUGCUGUAUACAAGUGGAGUAGCUUGAUGAAUGAGGCAGCUACAAAGAUGGGUAGCGGCCUUGAUUCUGGUCUACGCUACAAGGAUCAGCUCAUACAAGCUGGCUUCGUCAAUGUCGUGGAGACGCCGUACAAGUGGCCGAUGAACACCUGGCCAAAGGAUAAGAAGACUAAGGAGCUAGGAGCUUGGGGGAAUGUGAACCUUGUGGGAGGAGCCCAGGGGUUGAGCCUGGCUCUGUUUACCAAGGUGCUGGGAUGGAGCCCUGAGGAGCUUGAAGUUUUCCUUGUCGACGUUCGAAAAGACUUGUGCGAUAAGAAGCUCCAUGGUUACUGGCGAGUGCUAGGCAUGAAUCACUGCAUCUACAAGCAUACGAAUUGA